Molecule: messenger RNA, 453 nt
Organism: Colletotrichum graminicola M1.001
Lineage: Eukaryota; Fungi; Ascomycota; Sordariomycetes; Glomerellales; Glomerellaceae
Product: ubiquitin-conjugating enzyme
Exons: 4
Coding region: 1-453 (150 amino acids)
Source: RefSeq, a predicted model, not a curated record
AUGGCCUUGCCCAAGCGUAUUGUCAAGGAGACCGAGCGUCUCAUGGCCGAACCCGUCCCCGGUAUCAGUGCCAUCCCCCACGAGGACAACCUCCGCUACUUCGAUGUCGAGAUCCACGGCCCUACACAGUCGCCGUAUGAGGGUGGUGUCUUCAAGCUGGAGUUGUUCCUCCCCGACGACUACCCCAUGACUCCUCCCAAGAUCCGCUUCCUGACCAAGAUCUUCCACCCCAACGUUGACAAGCUGGGCCGCAUCUGCCUUGACGUUCUCAAGAACAACUGGUCCCCCGCCCUGCAGAUCCGAACCAUCCUCCUCUCCAUCCAGGCCCUCCUGGGUGCCCCCAACCCCGACGACCCGCUUGCCGCCGACGUUGCGAAGAGCUGGAAGGAGGACGAGCAAGGGGCCAUCGCGACGGCCAAGGAGUGGACCGCCAAGUUCGCCGUGCCCAAGUAA